AUGCCUGGCCGCAUGAAGAACUUCAACAAAGACAGCGGAUCAACUGCCACCGCCAAUGCCUGGCCGCGCGAACAGUCGUCAGUCAACAAGCAACUCAGAUCAACCACGUAUUUACGCUUCGUGUCGCCCAACUUUGAAGGUGUACAUAUUUACUUUAAAAAUGUCGAAGCUCAGAACUGGCAACUCAAACAUUAUCUACACUAUCGUUUGAAACAAGAUAAUGUAAUCCUAUCUUGGAUGGACGUUUAUGAUGACUGGAAAAAGUCACUCAAUGUUAUUAUAAAGAACAGUACUAAAAAAAUUCCGGGUAGUGUGCAUACAAAUCUCGAAAGAAUUCAAGAACUAGAGAAAUCCUUAUUCUCCUCCCAAAAGAUAUCACAGCAUUUUCGAAUAUCAACAAGAGGAAAAAAGCGAGCGCACGAUGACAACAAUAAAGAAGUAUCGCAAUGUGGAAAACGUAGUCGACAAAAUGUCGGGUUUUUGAAUCCAAGCUGGGUUGAACUACAUCCAUGUUAUUUAAUAUGUUAUCAACGCUACUUAUUUUUGAUUUAUUGUUUAUGA
Messenger RNA from Funneliformis geosporum, 561 nucleotides. Lineage: Eukaryota; Fungi; Glomeromycota; Glomeromycetes; Glomerales; Glomeraceae. The record is from the annotation of a GenBank genome assembly.